Molecule: messenger RNA, 1638 nt
Organism: Neurospora tetrasperma FGSC 2508
Lineage: Eukaryota; Fungi; Ascomycota; Sordariomycetes; Sordariales; Sordariaceae
Exons: 1
Coding region: 1-1638 (545 amino acids)
Biological process (GO): resolution of meiotic recombination intermediates; replication fork processing
Cellular component (GO): Fanconi anaemia nuclear complex; FANCM-MHF complex
Molecular function (GO): chromatin binding; protein heterodimerization activity
Source: RefSeq, a predicted model, not a curated record
AUGGCCGACCCCAACAAUCCACAACCAGCUCGAACCCCCUCAAAACCCUCUUUUUCCUCCCAAAUCCCCGUCCGAGCCACUCCCGGCCUCUCCGUCGUACCAGCUCUCCCACGAGCCUACACCCCCGGCCCCAACGCCCGCGCAUACACCCCCGGCGCCCGCACCCCCCGCGGCCUCCUCCUUUCCGCACACAACACCCCCAACCCCAACGCGACCCCGCACGUUCGCGCCGCCUACCGCGCCAUCGACUCCCGACGCGCCGCCAUCCUUACGCCUCACCACGCGCGCCGGCGCUCGUUGCGCGAAGCCCGCGAGACCCCGCGUAAUUUCCUGCUGCAGUUAGGCAAAGUGUUGGCGCCCAAGAGUGAGAGGAUACCGAGUAGUAGUUCGAGUCCUGCUUCGGCGCUUUCUGGAUCUGCUGCUGCUGGGGGAAGACAAGAGCAAGAGGAGGGGGACACGUCGGAGGAGUUGACCUUUGACAUAUCCACGCGGAGUAGGUAUGGAGAUGAGGAUGAAGAGGAGGAGGAGUUGCCUAAGAGGCCGAGACUCAGCUUAGGUUUAGGGGCGGGGGAUGGGGAGGGCGAUGAUUGGGAAGAUGAUGAUGAGCUGCCGCAACCACAUCGGAGUGCAGGGCUUGAAGAUCUGACGGAGAACUUUACGGUGCAGAGUAUCGAGUUGCCGAGACGGGUGGAUCCGGAGAAGGACCAGCAGAGGAUGAGGGAUUCGAUGGGGCGGUUGAGUGAUUUCCCGCAACUACAACAGCAACAACAGAGUGAUGGGAUCGAUUCGGGGUUCUUUCCGCCUGCUGCAAUUGAUGAGGACGACUUCGGAAAUGCCGAGGAUAGGAUACCGGAUGAGUUCAGCAGGCUGGACUCGGACGAGACGAGGAGACGGGAGACGAUCGGUGGGGAAGGGGGGAUGGGGCUGCUGCUAGGAGCUGGAGGGAGGGAUAGUGAUUUCCACAUUGAGGUGCCGGUGGGGAUGGACGAGAGCACGUUUAUGAUUGCUUCGCCUACGAGGCAGUUUGAGAUGGGUCAAGCUGCUGAAGCGGCGGCAACAAGCGGCCAAGGUGGAGGUUUUGCGGAGUUGAUGGACCGGAGGAGCGACAGUUACGACAACAAUGACGAUGACGGAAAUGAUGUUGGACCAGCAUACGACGAUUACGAUAACGACGACGGUAUGGGUAUGGAUCUGGAUAACAACCAAGACGACCAGGGCCAGGCAGGCUCGGAUGAGGAGAUGACGAGAUUAUCAGGCUACACACCAACAGCGGCGAGGGUAUCACUUUCAGCUUCGGCGGCGCGGGAGAAACUCGGAUUGUUUCGGGAAGAGGGUGGUGAACGAGGGGGCUUCUCCAAGAUCAAAGCCACCAAAAAGAUCUCCAAACACGGCAUCGAGUACACAUCAUUGCCUCCGGCCAUGGUCAAGCGGUUGGCGCAAACAUUCGCCAAGACGAGCGGCGCGAAGGGGAACAUCUCGCCUGAAGCGCUCAAGGCAAUCAUGCAGGCUUCGGACUGGUUCUUUGAGCAGUUGGGAGAUGACUUGUCGGCGUACGCAAAGCACGCACAUCGCAAGACUAUCGAUAUGAGUGAUAUGCUUACAUUGAUGAAGAGGUAUGUUUUGGUGCUUUUGCUUUGA